Molecule: messenger RNA, 279 nt
Organism: Ambispora gerdemannii
Lineage: Eukaryota; Fungi; Glomeromycota; Glomeromycetes; Archaeosporales; Ambisporaceae
Source: the annotation of a GenBank genome assembly
AUGUCUACUUCUGCUGGAGAAAAAAUACCUCUUCCUACAAUCGACUUAGUGAAAAGAUGUGAAACUACGGAAAUGCUAAUCGAUUUAUUGAGCAACAAUCUUCAAAAUAGUCAUUUAGAAUUUCUUCGUGAACAAGGUAUUAAUGGUUCAGCAUUUCUUAGGUUGGAUGUAGAUAAGCUUAUGCAGGAUGGUUUGAGAAGAGGACCCGCUGAAAAAAUUGCAGAGUUGAUUAAAAAAAUUAAGGGCGAGGAACAAGCUACGACUGCAUCAAAUCAGGAG